CCUGCCUCCCGGCAGCGCAGCGCACUGCAGUUGAAAUGGCCGCCGCGAUAUCGUCGAGCCGCCUGUGCGACAGUAACCCAGCAACUCCGGGAGCACAGUCCAGCAAGGAAGAUACAGAGGAGACUUCAAAUGAUGAUGCCACAAGCCAGCCUGCCAAGCGCCGACGGAUGGGAUCUGGAGAUAGCUCAAAAAGCAGCGACACAACUCAGGACUUCAGCUCCAGCUAUUUUCCGGCAGAGAUGUUAACAGAAUAUAAGUGGCCAGCUGAUGACACGGGGGAAUAUUACAUGCUUCAGGAACAAGUUAGUGAAUAUUUAGGUGUGACAUCAUUCAAGCGUAAAUACCCAGAUCUGGAAAGACGCGAUCUAUCUCACAAAGAAAAACUAUAUCUAAGGGAGAUGAAUGUUAUCACAGAAACCCAGUGCACUUUAGAUGUAUACAACCAUAACAAUUAGGAGCAAGAAUGGGCCACUCAGCACUUGAACCUGCUAUGCCAUUCAAAAAGAUCAUGGCUGAUCUAAUUACUCCACAUUCCUGCCUGUCCCAAUAACCUUUCACCCCCUAGUUUAUUAAAAAUCUGCCUACCUCUGCCUUCAAAAAUUUAAAUAUUCUAUUUCCACCCCCUGUUGAGUAAGAGAGAUCCAAAGACUCAUGAUCUUCUGAGAGAAUAGCUUUCUCCUCAUCUCUGACUUAAAUGGACAAGCUCUUUAUUUUUAAACAGUGACUUUUACGUCUAGAUUCUUCCACAAAACAAAAAGUCCUUUUGCCAUGUACUCUUGUCAAGACUCUUCAGGGCCAUUUAUGCUUCAACCAAGCCACCACUUACUCUUCUAAACUCCAAAAGAUACAAGCCUAGCCUGUCCAUCCUUUCCUUAGAAGACAUCUCUCCCCUCCCAGAUAACAGUCUAGUAAGCUUUCUGUGAACUGCUUCCAAUGCAUUUACAUCCUUUCUUAAAUAAGAAGACUGAUAGUCUAUACAGCAUUUCAGAUGUGGACUCACCAAUGCCUUGUCUAACUGAAGAAUAACCUCCUUUACUUUGUAAUCAGUUACCCUUGCAAUAAAUAACAUCUUAUUAGCUUUCCUACUUGUUCAACCGGUUUACAAAUCUUUUGCAAUUCAUGUAGCCAUGUUACUCUGCAUUUCAGGUCUCUGCAGUCUCUCACGAUUUGGAUAAUAUACUUCAGUUUUAACCUUUCUGCCAAAAUGAACAUUUUC
Rhincodon typus (whale shark) is the source of this 1216-nucleotide messenger RNA. RefSeq names its product PHD finger protein 10-like. The record is from RefSeq and is a predicted model, not a curated record. The coding region runs from base 36 to 455 and encodes 139 amino acids. Lineage: Eukaryota; Metazoa; Chordata; Chondrichthyes; Orectolobiformes; Rhincodontidae. The transcript has 5 exons.